This is a messenger RNA of Trypanosoma brucei brucei TREU927, 669 nucleotides long. RefSeq names its product proteasome 26S non-ATPase subunit 9, putative. Gene Ontology annotation, cellular component: cytoplasm; nucleus. The transcript has a single exon. Gene Ontology annotation, biological process: proteasome regulatory particle assembly. Lineage: Eukaryota; Euglenozoa; Kinetoplastea; Trypanosomatida; Trypanosomatidae. The coding region runs from base 1 to 669 and encodes 222 amino acids. The record is from RefSeq and is a predicted model, not a curated record. Gene Ontology annotation, molecular function: protein binding.
AUGUCUGGAACUUUACUCAAGGAAGAGCUGCUACAGUUGGACAACAAACGGCGAUCCAUAAUGAGGGAUAUCGAGGAAGCCAUGACAUUCCUCAACUCCACACCAGUAGGGCUUCGCGGCAGUCUUGUGGACAGCGAGGGGUUCCCGCGUGAUGAUUGCGACCUCUACGCCGUACGUCGUGCACGGCACACUGUAAACUGCGGGCACAAUGAUCUUAAGUCUAUCGAGGCUACCAUUCACGAGAAGCUUUCGCAGCUGCAUGAGGAAUGCCGCGGGGAGGCGGAGGAGCAGAUGCAGCGGGACAAAAUGAAGAAGAAAUCGGAGGACGAUCAACGAAGGCGGGACGAACAAAAGCAGGUGAUGUCCAGCAAAGAACCAUUCGUGCGUGUGGUAGACGUCGCGACUGGAAGCCCAGCUGAGGAAGGAGGCCUUAUAUGUGGUCACCUCAUAGUCCAGUACGGUGACGUAGAUGCGGAAAAGGUGUUGGAAGGAGGUUUCGGCGAAAUGGCGCGAGUUACAUCGAGUUAUGAGGGGCAGAUGUUGCGAGUGUGGGUACGUUCUCCCAGUGAUGAUGACUGUGGUGGGGCACGAGAGCUUUUUAUCGUUCCACAGAGAUGGAGAGGUGAGGGUCUUUUAGGAUGCACAUUUGAGCCAAUGAAAUUGAAUUAG